CCCCUCCCGGCCCCCCCAGAGCACCAGCAGCCAUUUCAUCUCCACCACCAAGUAGGCGCAAAAAAUGGCAGAAAUGGAGAAAGAAGGGAGACCUCCCGAAAAUAAAAGGAGCAGGAAGCCGGCUCACCCGGUGAAGCGGGAGAUCAACGAGGAGAUGAAGAACUUUGCAGAGAACACUAUGAAUGAGCUCCUUGGCUGGUAUGGUUAUGAUAAGGUUGAAUUGAAAGAUGGAGAAGAUAUUGAAUUCAGGAACUACUCGGCAGACGGGGAAAGCCGCCAGCACAUUUCUGUUCUCAAAGAAAAUUCUUUGCCAAAACCAAAAUUACCUGAGGACAGUGUUAUUUCACCGUACAAUAUAAACCCAAGCUACCCAGGGCUUGCCACAGGAAAUGGACUUUCAGACUCACCAGCAGGGUCAAAGGAUCACGGGAAUGUACCUAUUAUUGUCCCAUUAAUUCCACCACCUUUCAUAAAGCCACCAGCAGGCGAUGCACAGAGUAUAUCGGCCGCUCUAAGCACCCCGAACAAGAACCGGCUACCUACCGUGCUGCGCUGCGAGGGCAGGUCACUGUCGAGGGACGCAGUGGAAGGGGAGACAGAGGGGAUGACCCAGUGCAGUUGA
This is a messenger RNA of Phaethon lepturus (White-tailed tropicbird), 622 nucleotides long. RefSeq names its product sine oculis-binding protein homolog. The transcript has 4 exons. Gene Ontology annotation, biological process: animal organ development. Lineage: Eukaryota; Metazoa; Chordata; Aves; Phaethontiformes; Phaethontidae. Bases 65 to 622 code for a protein of 185 amino acids. Gene Ontology annotation, cellular component: nucleus. The record is from RefSeq and is a predicted model, not a curated record.